Schistosoma spindalis is the source of this 8819-nucleotide messenger RNA. Lineage: Eukaryota; Metazoa; Platyhelminthes; Trematoda; Strigeidida; Schistosomatidae. The record is from the annotation of a GenBank genome assembly.
GUAAAAGGCGCUUCUUUCAUCGUCUCGAAAACAGCUGGUUCCAUGGAGGUGGUCUAUCAUGAACUAUCUGCAGGAAAAGAUACUAGUCUGUCUCAGGUUUUAUCGGAGUGGAGCAGAAGAUACGAAGAAAAGUAUGCCGCUUUACAGCGUCGGUUUUAUGGAUUAUGUAGCGGAGAAAACUACGGUAUUACUAACACAUCUAGACCAAGGUCUGGGGACAUAAGACAGCCGUCGUACAACGAACUUUUGGAGGAAAUACAGAGUGCAUUACAGCUGAAGGCAAAUCUUUCGGUUGAGUUAGAAGCACUGCAACAGAUUCGUUCGGAAUUAGAAGAUUCGGAAUGCAUGUCUGAAGUCCAUUUUCGUUUGGAACGAGCCACAGAAAAUAACCGACGUCUGCAUGCAGCUUUACAGGCGGCGGAUGAACAAAUUACAGAGCUUGUACUUAGUAAAAGGUUGCUAGAAGCUCAGAUGAAUGAGUUGCGUAAUAGUCGGGAUGCAGAACUUGUGGAAGCCAAAGAACGUGUUCGAGCAGCGGAACGUGCUGUUAUUGCUGCCACACGUAGCGUUAAUUCAUGCAAACCUGUGAGUGAAAAGGAUAAACAAACUCACUCAAAAGAACCAGGGAUUCUUAGUCAACAGAAUGUUAUUUCAAAUCCAAACCAACCUUUCAUGCCUUUAGCUUUCAAGAAACCUCUACAGAAUCAUUCUAGAAAUUACACAACAUUAACUGCCUUUUCUUAUGACGAUUUCGAUUCAUUGGAUGAAGACACAGAUGACGAAACUGACAAGCAUUUAUGCGAAACGACGGCUACUGUUGAUUUGGGAGAAAAUAAUCUAGAGCUCCCUGUAGGAAAUAAAGAAUCGAAUGGAAAGGCCGAAAAAGAAAUCUUCCCUGCAAAUAAUGAUGCAGAUAUUCGACAUAAUCAAGAAUGUCCUAUGGAAUCAUCAAUGGAAGAUAAUGUUUUCUCCAAAGAUAUGGAUAAUGUAACCUCACCUAGUUCACCUUCUUUCGUGGGAGAAGUAUUGGAUUCAGUGUCUCCAGCACUAUCUAGUACACCUAGAAAAUCAUUACCAAAUGAAACUGUCGUUACUCCAUUCAGUUGUGCUAAUCUAUCCGAUUUAACAAAUGAUGUUUUAGGAUGGAAUAGUGAUUUGAAGACCACACCAUACAUAAAACAAGAAGAAAAAGAAGUUAAUGAGGUCGUAUCAAAAGUGGAUUAUUUAAGAUUAUUAGAUGAAAUGGAGGAACUUCGUCAAGAACUAGAUUUGCUACGUCAAAAUGCUCAACUCUCACAAUUAUCACAUAGUAAUAUUUCAAAACCAGUUAUAAACAAUAGCACGCAUUUAACUAGUGAUAACAAGCUUUACAAACCCGGUUUAACAACUCAAUUGUUGGAGUUAAAAGAUGAGUUAGUUUCAACUUCUAAUGAACCUUCUUCACAAAAAUCAAGUAGUUUGCUACCAACAUUGCCCCCAGGAUCAACUCGGUUGUAUGACUGGUCUUUAAAUAAGAGUGAUUUACAAAUAGAAAAUGAAAUGAGUGCAGAUAAAUCCAGUGACUCUGAAACUACUACUGAAAAACCUACUCCUGUUAAAACAUCUUUAUCUCCUUGUGAACAUUGUGUAGAGCUUCAAGCAAAAAUUAUGGCUUAUGAAGCUAUACAUGCAGCUCAAGAAGAAUUUUGUACAGAAAAAAUUAUUGAACAAUCAAUAUUGAAUACAGAAGUUGGUACGCAAUGCGAUGAGACCCUACAAGAAGCUGAUAAUACAACUGAAAAUUACAAGUUAUUGCAUUUACCAAAUAAUGACAUAUUUACACAGACAGAUCCUGAGGUUAAAAAUGUAUUUUCACAUUCUGUCUAUUUACAAACUGAGCCUGAUCUAACAGUGAAUUGUGAUGAUCAAAUUAAAAAUUACACAGUUUGUCUAGAAUUUUAUCACAAAUUGAUUUUGUCCAUAAUUGAUGUCAGUACAAAAUUGAAACAUGAGUUAACUGCACGUAUCAAUGAUCAAUAUUCAUGGAUGAAUAAUGAUUUAUCAUUGGAUUGUGAUAUGAAAAAUAGUGAACAAGAGAAAAAGAAUGAAUUAAAAGUUCAACUUCUUAAUGAUUACUUGAAUGAAUGUGAUCAUUUACUGGUUACCAAUGUUAUAUCCAAUACAAAAUAUUUAAAUCAUUUCCGAACAGAUUGCAAGUUUUUAACGUCUAUAUUUGGGCAGUUGUUGCCUGAAAUAGAUCGUCUUCUCACGUUAUGUAAAAUUGGAUAUGAAAAGCUAAUUGAAUCAACAGAUAUAUCAAAAUUAAAUCAAGUUGAUGUUGAUAUUGAAAACUGUGAACUAGUUCGUAAUCUUCGUGAACAGUUACUUACCGCUCAUCAGUUGUUAACUGAAAAAUUACCUGUCGAUACAAAGAUUGCACUUUUGGAAACAUCUCAAAUUGUUGAAACAGAACGUAUUCAAUUACAAGCUGAAAUGGAUCGUCGACUUUCAGAAUUUGAACGGAAUCAUACUGCAUCAUUGGUAGAAUUGGAAACAAAUCGGCAUGAUCUGAUGCAACAACUUGAUGAAAUGGAAUUAAUUAAUCGUGAAUUAAAAAAUGAAAUAUUCUCAGUUCAACAAAAACUUCAAGCUAAAGAAAAAUUCCUCAAUGAGCAAAUAGAAGAAAGAGAAUUAGAACGAGAGGAAUUCCGUAUCGAAUUAAAUCGUCUUAAAAGUGAACUUGAAAUGAAAAAAUCACAGGUGAUGUCAUAUAAAUUAGUGGAUACUAGUGAUACAGAUUCUUGUACUACACCGUUGAAUAUAAAAGAAGCAGGACAAAAUAAUUUCAUACCUCAUUGGAUAUCUGAUUUAAAAAUGGAACAUUUGUGUCAAAAUGAUACUAUCAAGUCAAAUAUUCAAACAUUUGUACAAUCUAAAUCACGGGAUAUUGUAUCAUGGAGUAAACCUAAUGAUUCUGAUGAUGAUAUAUUAAGCGGAAAUAUAAACGGUGCAAUAAUACAGAAUCAAUAUAAAUAUGUUGACCAACAAAAUGAUUGGCAACCAUAUACUGUUCCAACAAUCAGUAAGCACAGUAAUUUCAUUGAUUCCGAGACAAAUACAUCUGAAAAUUUCGAUGUUCAAGAUUAUCCAGAUGAGAUUGAUACCAAACAAGUAAAAGUAAUUAGUGAUUCUAAUGCUUAUAUACAACAGCAUCAAGUGGAUUUAUGUGAUGCGUGUACGCAGGUUGAAGUGAUCAAGUUUGAUAAGUUUGUAGGAGCAACCAUUGAUUCCGUUGAUGCGGAGGUUCAAAUCGCUAUGGGUGAUGAGGUUAAAGACGUCGAAACAGUGAACUCUCGUGAACAAUUAAAUUUAGUACAGUCAAAUCCUAACGAUAAUAUAAAUCAUUCGGAUAAUACCCGUUAUUCUAAUCAACCUACUCGAACUACAAAGACAACAACUCGUUCUCGUACAUGGAAUACAACUUCAGCUGCUGCUGUACUUAGUCAUAUUGUUGUUAAAGAAGAGGAAGAAGAAUCAAUUGUGACGAUUGUAGAUGAAUCAGAUACACCUAACAAUAGUACAAUCAAUAAUAAUAAUCAAAAGUUUUAUCAAGAUCAAAUUGAAAAAUGUAAAUUGGAAAUUUCCAAUUUAAGAAAACAACUUGAUCGAAUAAAUACAUGCCAAAAAGAAAUGGAAGAAACGAAACAAUCAUUGGAAUUUAUACAACAAAAACAAGAUAAAGGUAUACAAACUAUGGUGUUUUGUCAAAAUCUAUCUAAUGAUGUCAGAUUAAAAACUUCACUAACCCAUCAUAUGUCAUCAUCUAAUCAUAGAACGCAUCAUCGUUCUUUACCGGCUUUGUUCUCACCAUCAUUCUCUUCAAAUAAUGAAGACACUGGUGUAGAAAUGUCUCAAGGUCUUUUAGACUUAGAGAGUAUUGAAUCUAUAACUCCACCAACUGCAAAAUCACCAAUUAUUCAAGAUUUAAUUUUAAUGAAACAUGACAAAUGUUCUUCUCCUGAAGAUGAAAAUCUGCAGACUUUGAUGGGAUCUCCUAUCUCUGAUAAAGAUGAUGAAUUAGAAAAUGAAAUUCCAGAGAUAAUGCUUUCAUCAGAACAUCUGGAUAUUACUCCAGGUUCAUGUGUUUCAGAUAACGCUUGUUGUAAACUUCCUGAUUCCGUUGACUCUGAUCCUCAAACUGUAUGUGCUAUAUCCAACAAUAAUGUUGAAAAUCCAGGAGCUGUGGUUUCCUUGUCUGAGGUUUCAACGUUAAUUGAACAGCUUAUGGAGUCAGAAGUUCUUAUUAAAACACUACGUAAUGAAAUUAGUGAUCUUACAAAAUUCCAAAUUGAAUUACAACAUGAUUAUGAUGCUGUACAUGAAAUGUUAGUGGAACGUCAAAAUGAUCUUACCCGAGUAACAGAACAGCUGCUUGAAACAGAGAAUAAAUGUAAAAGUCUUAGUAAUCAACUGUUAGAACGUAAAGAUGUUAUUUUAGAACGAGAUGAAGACCUGUUCCUUCUGAGUGAAGAUAAAAAAUCAUUGGAAUUAAAAGUUACUCAAUUGGAAUUGGAAAUUGAAGAAUUGAAAACUCAAGUAAAAUAUAUUGACCGUGAUGAUCUAGUGUCUUCUGCAAUUGUCCAAACGGAUUUGACGAAUUCGACAAAAAUGGUUCAAACAGAUGAUAUCCCUAUUUCACUUGAAAAACAACCUUCUGUAUAUUCUGAUCCGAGUAAAGAUGUAAAACUGAAUAUUCUAUAUGAUUGUAAAAAUUUUCAUCCUAACAUUGAACAAGAACAUAUUCAUCAAAUAUGGGCAACAUCUACGCCUAAGGAAGAAGAGUCACCUAAUUCAACCUUUUUAUCAGUGGAGAAUGACGCACUUUCAGGAGCUAUCUCAGCUGAGCUCAAUACUUUAUCUAAUCGUUUAAGAGAAGAGAGUGUUCGACUUGCAACAGCGACUGCGAUUGCGACUGCUCGUCAGUCAGUUUAUGAUCGACCAGGAAGUAUUUUAAUUAGUAAAACAAAUGAUAAUGAAGAAACUACUAUAAAGGUAGAAUAUAAUGAAUGUGCCCCUUGGAUUAUUGAAAUUCGUAAUUCCUAUUGUGAUUUGAAAGAAGCAGUUAAUGAAGUGACCAAGAUUAUACAUAACAAUCCAUGGAUUAAUAAAGACCAGUCUACCUUUGAAGAUAGUGAAGAAACAAUGAGAAUGUUUAUGAAUCGACUUUUAGUUUCAUUAACUAAAGCUUUGGAUACCGAUGAAAAACUUUGGAUUUCAGUAAUCACUUCUUCGAUUAAUCAGACUUGUGAGAUACUUCGAAGUAGGACGUUAUCAGUUCCUAAUCUAGGAGUGCAGUUACCCACAGAGAAUAUUUUGUGCCAAAUUAUACAACAUUUGACAGAACGAGUAUCAGCUUUUAUGCGUCGUGAAGAUGAGUUUCGUAAAUGUCUUAUUGAUGUUCUUCAUGUAGAAGAAGCUUCAUUUAAAUCUGAAUUGAAAACCCAUGUUAAUCGUUCUGAUGCUUUAGUAGGAGAAAUGAAUCGUUUGACUAAAGUUGUAAGUUCAUUAUCGGAAGAAUUAAAUCAUGCAAAUAAUCGAACUAAUGAAAUGCAAGGUCAAUUGUGUGAUUUACAAGUUGAUCUUGUUCAUACACAGCAUGAAUUACAAUCGAAGGAAGAUGAAGUUCAGCGUCAACGAACUAAUGUUGAACAGUUAAGAUUACAAUUAUGUAAAGAAAAUACACAAACAGAGAAAUUUCGUACUGAACUUGAAACAUUGCAGUCAGCUAAGAUUCAAGCUGAAAAUGAAUUGUCAUCAUCAAAUAAUUUAAUUCAAGAAUUAAAAAUAUCACUAGCAAAUGAAAAGAAUCGAGCUCAGUCGUUAAAAAUUGAAUUGGAUCAAUUAUAUGAUCAAAUUAGGAAGAACACUUAUCAAACUACACUAAUACCAAAUAAUAUUAAUAAUAAUUAUGUUAUUGGUGAAAAUAUAACUACAGCUAAUGAAAAUAAAGCACCUAAUGAUUGUUCAUCAAAUCUUAAUCAACGUGUCUAUGAAGCAAUAAAUCUUGCUACAAUUCAUUUAGCAUCUACUCGUCGUGAUACAAUUAAAUUACAAAAUCAAGUCAAAGAAUUACAGGCCACUGCUCAUGGUUUACGCUUAAAUCUCGCCGAAGCAGAACUUCGUCUUAUGCCUACUUUGACAUCUGUACUGCCAGGUACUUUUAAUCUUUCAGGUAUUAAUAAUACAUCACAAUGUUCCAUGAUAAAACAAUCAGCUGCAAAGAAAAAACCGCCUGUUUGUGGCGAUCAAUCAGAAUUGACAAGUGCCAAGUUUACUAAACUAAAGAAUGUUUGCGUAGAUUUACUAUCACGCGUUGCAGUGGAUGAACGUAAUGAUGAUCUACAAAAGGGUGAUGAUAAUGAUGAUCACAAUUCGGAUUCACAUUCAUCAGAUGAUGAUAGUAUUGAAGAGAAUAUUUUCAUUGGAUCUGGAAUCAUAAAUCCUUUAAAUCGUGAUGGUGGUUAUCGUUUAGAUGCUGAACGCGACGAAUCCUCAUUGAAUAAUGGUAAUAAUAACUGUGGCAUACUCAAUAAAGGAUCUUACAGAUCUAAUAAGGCAACCAACAGACGAUCUACUGAUACUCUAAAUAAUUCACUCCAGUCUACAUCUGACAAUCACGUGAAAACUAUAAAUAUGGCAAAUUCGAAUAAGAUAAAUAACCCUACCCAAACUUUACCCAUUAUGACAACAAAUGUAAUACCGUCUUCACCAAGUGUUCAUAAUAAUCAAACUGUGUCAAUGGAACAAUAUUUCUCGCUAUACGUCCGUUUUCUUCGUGCUCAAAGCUAUCGUCGUUCACUAUCAUUCCAAAAACAUUAUUUACUUCUUCUUUUGGGUAAUUUCCAAUAUACAGAAAAUGUAGUAGUUGCAAUUCUUGGAUGUCCUGAAUCUCGAGUCACCUCACAAACAGAUUCUAAAGAUAGAUCUUCACAAUUGAAAUUAAGCCCACUCCGAAGAUUUCGUACCAUAGGUCGUGUUUUCCAAGUUAUUCAUAGAAUGAAACUUUUAGUGAAUAAAUGGCGACGUUUAGAUAUACCUUCUAUGGAAUCAACUCCUAUUAAUAAUAAAAUUUUAUAUAUGCAUACAACAACUCCAACUUCAUAUUAUGCACCACCAUUCCAAAAUAGGUCAUUUAGUUCCACUUUAGAUCGUAACAACCGAAAUAAUCGAAUUCCUAACGGGUCUUUACGAACACCUUUGAAAGAACUACAUGCAGAAGAAUCCAACAAUACAUAUUCAUCUGUAAUACAAAAUUCUUCUCUUUUCAAUGGAAAACAAUAUUUAUCUAAUUAUCCGGUUCAUACUCCUAGAUUGUCACAAAUUCAAACUUCACCCAGUGGUUACAGUUCAUUGUUGGAAAAUCAAACAAUCUCUACCGGUUCUACACAUCGGCGAUUGAUCUCAUCUACCACGUUAAACACCGAGACACACAACCAACCGGUUUAAUGCACAAAAUAUUCGACCAAGAGUACUGUCAAAUUACAAAAUUACAAGCGUAUAAUCACAAAAUAAACCAAUUUUCGGUUCUUUGCUACUUAUAUAACUAUAUAUGUUAUAUUCUUUAUUCACAAAUACUUUAUUUCUUGUGGCGUUUAUAUAUAGAAUACUUUCACCCUAACUACAUUGAAAUUAUCCACUAUAUACUUUAUAUCUAGUUCAGCACAGUUUUUAUAUUUUAAAUGUUUCAGGCAACCAUAUUCAUCAUUUAAUCUAUUAACAACAACAACGCCGACAACAAUUCCAGUUACUCGACAACUCCCUAUUACCUGUAUUCCAAUUAAUAAAUCAAAUUUUUCUUAUGAUCGUCCAUUUACUAGAAAUUAUCAUCAACAAUCUUCUUCAUCUUCAUCUAGUCUAUCUAUUGAGAAUCGACAUCGUGUUUCUUCAGUUUCCUCUUCCAUUUUUUGUCGAGUCGAUUCCAUUCACACACAGACAGUACGAACUUCAAGUCAUAAUCAUCAUAGCAGAAAUCAAAUUAUCAGUACAAAUAAACGUCCUAGUUUUAGCUAAUUGAUUAAUUAUUCUUAUUAUUUUUUUGAAUGGAAUCCGUUGACAUAGAAUCACUGUGUAUAUCCGAAUAUAUUUAUAGGCAAGUUGUAUAAUAUAGUGGAUUUUAUUUUCAUUUUUAUGAUUUUUGAAAUUCCUCUAAUCUCUUUUUGUUGUUUUACAAUCUUCAUCCAUCUGCUCAUUCGGUUGUUCAUUUAUUUGUUUUGAGAAGUAAAUCUUAUUCUGUUCUCAGAUUGUUUUUUUUCUAAGAUAAAAAUAUUACAUAUUAUGUACGUAUUAAUACUACUAUUAUUAUCAUUAUGUGUAUGAGUGAUGAUGAUGAUGAUACAACUAACGCGACGCAUUUAGUGUGUUCUUUUUUUAAGCAUUGAAUAAACAUCUAUCUAUCUAUUUUUAUGUGUACCAAUUGACGAUAUAAUUCUAUUUUGUUCAUUAAGUAAACUAUGUUUAUGAACAAAGAUAUAGAACAUUAAUGUUAAACCAAUUAUCGGAAUAUCCCAUUAUUACGAAUUUAUAUGUUAUUGUUAUUAUUAUUAAUAUUCAAUAAUUGAUACCGUUGUCAAUCUAACCAUCCUUUUUUAUAAAUUUUCAUUAUCAAACUUAAUACAUGAGAUUUUUAAGUGCUCUAUGUUAUUAUUCUGUUUUUCUUUAAUUUCCAGAUGUGUACAGUACAGUUUUUGUGUAAACUAGUUCUUUGGUUAGUUAAUUCUCCCUUUGUGUACAAAAUUUACUAUCCUUCAAUUGUAUAAGAAAUAUAUAACGAAAUCUGAGCA